GGAGGCCACAUGAUACCAAUAUGACUUCUUUACAAACUAAUUCGUUCCCGGCAACCCCCGAACUCCGAUCCGACGGCGGCAGCCAAGUUCAGCAGCCACCGACCCUUCUGUCUCCCUACGACAUGGGACGCUUCUCUCUUUCCCACAGGAUUGUGUUGGCCCCACUCUACAAUUUCACGGCUCAACCGCACGCCGCUCUGUACUAUUCUCAGAGGGCGACCAUGGGCGGUUUCUUGAUCGGAGAAGCCUCUGGAAUCUCUGAAACUGCUCAAGGGUACCCAAACACUCCUGGAAUUUGGAGAACAGAGCAUGUGGAAGCUUGGAAGCCAAUAGUGAAGGCUGUUCAUGACAAAGGUGGCAUCUUCUUCUGUCAGCUGUGGCAUGCUGGAAGAGUUUCCUAUCGUUCUUUUCAGCCAAAUGGUGAUCCUCCAAUAUCGUGUACGGACAAGCCACCAGCGACUGAGAAAGAUAUAUGCGGAAGCACAGUACCGGAAUAUCCCCCUCCUCAGCCACUAACGGCGGAGGGGAUUACUCAAGUGGUCAACGAUUACAGGGUUGCAGCCAGAAAUGCCAUGGAAGCUGGUUUCGACGGAGUUGAGAUUCACGGCGGCAAUGGGUACUUAAUCGAUCAGUUUCUCAAAGACCAAGUGAACGACAGAAGGGAUGAUAAAUAUGGAGGAAGUUUAGAAAACCGCUGCAGAUUUGCUCUGGAAGUAGUGAAUGCUGUGAGUGAAGAGAUCGGCGGGCACCGAGUCGGAAUUCGGCUGUCGCCGUUCGCCAAUUACAAUGACUGCGGCCACUCUGAUCCCGAAGCUCUAGGCGAGUUCAUGUGCAAAUCCUUGAACAGAUAUGGGAUAUUGUAUUGCCACAUGAUCGAGCCGAGGAUGGUAACUCAGUUUGAGAAAAGGGAAGGUGAAGGAAGAAGUUUGUUGGCGAUGAGAAAGGCGUUUAAAGGAACGUUCAUUGUGGCUGGCGGAUACGAGGAGGAGGAGGGAGAGAAAGUGAUUAGAAAUGGCGGUGCUGAUCUUGUUGCUUUUGGGAGGUUGUUUUUGGCGAACCCAGAUUUGCCUAUAAGAUUUGAACUUGGUGCUGCCCUUAACGAGUACGAUCGUAGUACUUUCUACACUCAUGACCCUGUAAUUGGCUACACUGACUAUCCUUUUCUUGAAAUGCAUUGAGAGCCAUUUGGUCAUGAAACAAGAUGAUGGUUUGAUGAU
Messenger RNA from Cucurbita moschata (crookneck pumpkin), 1217 nucleotides. RefSeq names its product putative 12-oxophytodienoate reductase 11. Lineage: Eukaryota; Viridiplantae; Streptophyta; Magnoliopsida; Cucurbitales; Cucurbitaceae. Gene Ontology annotation, molecular function: FMN binding; oxidoreductase activity. The record is from RefSeq and is a predicted model, not a curated record. The transcript is spliced from 5 exons. Bases 21 to 1178 code for a protein of 385 amino acids.